This is a messenger RNA of Dreissena polymorpha, 3770 nucleotides long. RefSeq names its product negative elongation factor A-like. NCBI's taxonomy places the organism in Eukaryota, Metazoa, Mollusca, Bivalvia, Myida, Dreissenidae. Bases 32 to 1660 code for a protein of 542 amino acids. The transcript is spliced from 11 exons. The record is from RefSeq and is a predicted model, not a curated record. Gene Ontology annotation, cellular component: NELF complex. Gene Ontology annotation, biological process: negative regulation of transcription elongation by RNA polymerase II.
CAAUGCGAACUUCAUAGGCCUCUUCUUUAAUAUGGCCGCCGGUGACACAGCUCUGUGGCUUCAUAACAAAUUAGGUUCUACCGAUGAUCUGUGGUCUGGUAAAACGAUAUGUGCUCAACUGUCACAAGACAAGUUGCAAAGUAUCCGAGGAUGUUUUCACACGCUUCAACCUCACGUGAAAGUCAAACUUAUGAUGUCAUUUCUUCAUAUUCCAAGAAGAAAUGUAGACUCGUGGAAGGGCUACCUAGAGGAGAUUCUGAUGAUGGCGAUCCAUGACACAGACCAGUGGGUGUCUAUGGUGGGUGAGAUCCUACGUACCUACCCUGCCACGGGCGGUCUAAAUCUUGAACUAGAAGACAACAAUGGCACCUUUGCUGAAGUGCUAGCUGAUCUUAAGAAACUAGUCCGCAAGUCUAUGGACGUGAAGAUGUUGCCAAUGGAAUGUCAAUUCCUGAACAAGACAGCUCUCCUGGCAACCACUGGACAGCAACCACUUCCAACCAAGCACUUUGCAUUGAAGCGCAAACCCAAGUCUGCCACACUUAGGGCGGAACUGUUACAGAAAUCAUCAGAGGCAGCCCUGAACAAGAAACGAAAUGGCUCUGAGAGUCUGCCUAUCAAAGUGAGGAGUUUUGCCAAGAAAAUGGAGGAUGACUCUAGCCCAAUAACGGGCAUGCCUGGAAAAAACAGUGGCUCUGGUGGGUUCCUGAGCCCGAACCCUGUGGGGCGUCGCACCAGUCUGCUGGGCUCUACAAGCACCUCUAUCGGGGGCACACCCAAUAGGAUGAACCAACUGAAAAAGGAGGGAGGCAUUAAGUUACUGGAAAUGGAUGAGGUACCUCUUGGAGCAAAAGAAGCAAAACGGAGAAAGAAAGCUGCUGAUGCAGAGGCUAUGGAGCAGAUGAAGAAGGAUCGAGAGGCCGCCAAGGCCCUGGCCCAGUCUGCAGCCCCCAGCCCCGCCCCUUACACCCCGGACUAUGCUGCCGGUCUUAUAUCACCUGCCACACCAAUGGUUGUGUCUUUCAUUGGAGUAUCCACAGCCCCCACUAUAUCCAUGUCACAGACAGUGACCUAUGUACCAGCAUCAACUGUAAGACUUCCACAACCCACUCCUGUACCAGUUACAUCCAGUAAUGCUUCCACAGGCCCUCUGCAGGCCAGAGACACCUUACAGCAACAACUACAGCAGCUUGGCCAAUCACAGAUCAGAACUCAAACGCUGCCUCCCAUUGGCCAGACCUUCCAGCAGGCACCUGUUAAUCAGGCCCCGCCCACUCCUCAGCCACUGCAACCAAUACAGCCGCAGACACAGAACAACAGUCAACCAGUCAUGGGUCAACCACAGCAACCUCAGCAGGCUAAAAAGGCUCUAUCUCUUACUAAAGACCAAAUGUUGGAGGCCCAAGAAAUGUUUAAAAAUUCCAACAAGGUCACGCGUCCAGAGAAGGCUCUUAUAUUGGGUUUUAUGGCUGGAUCAAGAGAGAAUCCCUGUCCUCAGCAAGGUCACGUGCUUAGCAUUCGCUUGAACGAGGCAAAGGAACUUGUGUCGCUUGGUGAACAGAUCCAAAAAUACAUGCUGGUAGACACUUUCUUCCAGAUGAACUAUCAAACGGGCGAAUGGAAACGUGUGAAAAAGUACCGCGAGAUCGAGGCGGGAUGAGAGUUUGUGGGAAUUAUUUUAUGGUUCAUAUUUUAUUUCGUGAAAUAAAGGUGAUUACUGUAAAGAGGGACAUACUCGAAAGCCCUGAGAGCAUGAAUGUGGAUACGAUGUAUUGCUCUAAGAAUAAAUGACUUUAUGAGGCGUGUUUGCCACUGUACAAAAGGUGUUAAUUGAAAAAUCAUGCAAUAGUGCAAAAGUUAUUGAUUGGAAAAUCAUGCAAUAGUUCCAAAGAUGUGGAUUGAAAAAUCAUGCAAUAGUAUAAACUGUGUUGAUUAAAAGGAAUGCAAAAGGACAAGUAGUGUUUAUUGAAAACCACCCAAAGACAAGCAGUUUGAGUGCAAAAAGAGCCCAGGUAUCCUACAUGCCAUUUAAUUUAAUCAUAGUUCAUUUAAGUUUUAAAUAUAUUAGUUAUGUAGUGGUAUUAUUUAAUUCACUUCAAAUAAGACAGGUUUUUAACUCCUAAUUAGACGUGUGUAUGGUUUAUGUUGGAUGCAUAUAUGUAAUAGUCAAAUAUCUAAAGUUAAAGAAUAUCGCUUCUUUCCCUAUUAAGGUGGCUAAACUUUCAGCACAAAAUGUCUGUAUAGAAGCAUUUUUGUGCACAGGAUCAACUGUAUUUUUCCCAUUCGUUCAGUGUUUCAUUCAUACGUUUGUAUUCUAUUUGGUUAUCAUCAUACUUUAUGUAUCACACAUUUUACAAUUAUUUUCGUCCAAUGGAGUGUUAUGUACGGCUGAACUUUGUUGUAUUGAAGUCCAGAGCUCAAAAACGAUUUCAAAACUUUGACAUAAAAAAAUACCUUUUAGAAGUAUUUGGACUAAAUGUUCACUUGAUCACAUUAUUGCUAUAAUAUUGUAAACAUUUACUGAGUUAUACUUCAUCAACCGGUGAAACACUGUGUGUGCGUGAGUCUGUCAGUCUGACACACUUUUCUGGAUCCUGCGAUAACUUAAAAAGUUUUUCAUAUUUUUUCAUGAAACUUACAACAUGGACAGAUGACAAUAUGGAGAUUAUGCGUGGCAUUUCAUUUUGUUCCUACUUCAAGAAUUCUGGUUGCUAUGGCAAUAAAUAGACUAGAAAUAUGGCUGAAAAUGAAUAUAUAUAUAUAUACAAUACUUAUAGGUAUGCAGAUGUUAUGUUAUGAAUUCAAUAGAAUAACUGCAAGGCUACCACAUAAUUAGAAAAUAAAUCAGGAAUAAACGAAUGUUGACUCAGAUUUCAAGAUAAUGAGGUUCAGCUUAGUUGGAAGACAUGUUUUUGAAAUGCUCAUUUAAAUGUCCUAGUAGACAAACGCAAAUUAUUCUGAUGAUCAGGAAUUAAUUUACGAGCCAGAGUGACUUGAUACAAAAAAGUGGAACAACCAACUGUUGGUUAUUACGGCAAAACCAAUAUUUAGUUUCAUUUUUCCAUAAAUGUUCAUCCAAAUAGUCUGUAUACUUUUAAAAAUAUUUUGAUCCUGACCUGUCCAUUGUAAUUCUAAAAUACAGUGAAAAUAAUACGCUAACAAAUACAUAAUGAAUGCUAAAUUUACAAAAAGUAAACCUUUUUUUGUGAACUUACUUGUUAACAAAUUAAUAUUAAUGUUACUCCGAACAAGGCAAAAAUAAUGUCAAAAGUUUGAUAGAUAUUAAGCAAAUAUAUUAAGAAAAUAUAUUUGGUUUACAGGCUCUACCCAUGGUUUUGUUGCAGAAUAAAUCGCACUUCUUUUCCCUAUUUUUUAUAGAGAACAGGUCAUGGAAUGUGGCAGAAAGCGUUAUUUGUUCAAGAAAUUUAUAUUAAUCCAUCAUGUGAAAAUCUAAUAAACCAUACCGUAAGGCAGGUGAAGAUUGCAAUCCGGUAACUGAGGAAUGCAUGUCAUUAAUCAUUUGGCCUCGUAUUUGUAACUAAUUUUUGAAACUGGCAAUGAAUUCAUGUUGUCAUAGUUUUUUCACAAAGUAAACAUAUGAUAUUAACAAAGUUUAUGGCAAAUGAAUGCAGCUAUUAUUUGUUUUGAAAAAAAAAAUCGUUUAUGAUCUGAUCCAUUGUUAUGUGUUGUAUUUAUAAUUGCUUUAUCUUCAAAAUUUUGUUUAAUGAAACAGUAUUUUGUGAAAUGCAGAAUAAAGUAUUUCGGUAGCA